Messenger RNA from Thelazia callipaeda (thelaziosis nematode), 672 nucleotides. The record is from the annotation of a GenBank genome assembly. NCBI's taxonomy places the organism in Eukaryota, Metazoa, Nematoda, Chromadorea, Rhabditida, Thelaziidae.
AUGUUUGUAUUAUUCAUUUUCAGUGUAGCAGUGAACCGUCUCACAGGUGAUUUUAUUGUCACUGAGCGUUCUCCCACGCAUCAAAUACAAAUUUACAAUCAGUACGGACAGUUCCUACGAAAAUUUGGUGCAAAUAUAUUGCAGCACCCACGUGGUGUUUGUGUUGAUAGCAAAGGACGAAUAAUUGUUAUUGAAUGUAAAGUUAUGCGAGUGAUAAUAUUCGACAUGUUUGGAAACAUUUUACAAAAAUUUAGUUGCUCGCGUUAUUUAGAAUUCCCAAAUGGAGUUUGCACAAACCACAAACAAGAAAUUUUGAUUUCGGACAAUCGAGCGCACUGUAUAAAGGUAUUCAGUUACGAUGGGCAAUUUAUUCGACAAAUUGGUGGGGAAGGAGUAACAAACUAUCCAAUUGGUGUGGGAAUUAAUUAUGCUGGUGAUGUUGUUGUGGCAGAUAACCAUAAUAAUUUUAAUCUUACCGUCUUCAGUCAGGAUGGCACUAUGAUCUCAGCACUUGAGAGCAAAGUUAAGCACGCGCAGUGUUUCGACGUAGCACUUGUUGAGGACGGUUCUGUUGUGCUUGCAAGUAAAGAUUAUCGCCUUUAUUUGUAUCGUUACCAGUCGUCGGGGACAGCAACGGUGGCAACGACGACAACCACAAACAGCCCGAAUUAA